Molecule: messenger RNA, 4128 nt
Organism: Gasterosteus aculeatus aculeatus (three-spined stickleback)
Lineage: Eukaryota; Metazoa; Chordata; Actinopteri; Perciformes; Gasterosteidae
Product: abl interactor 2
Biological process (GO): neuron migration
Cellular component (GO): actin-based cell projection; SCAR complex; lamellipodium
Molecular function (GO): signaling adaptor activity; SH3 domain binding
Source: RefSeq, a predicted model, not a curated record
CAGCGGGAUACAUCCAGUCAGCGCGCGCCGCGGCCGUUAGUAGUAAAACCAUGCAAAGAUGGCGGAGCUACAAAUGCUGCUGGAGGAGGAAAUUCCUGCAGGACGGAGAGCUUUACUGGACAGUUUUACCAAUCUGGAAAGAGUAGCGGAGUACUGCGAAAGCAACUAUGUCCAGUCGGCAGACAAGGAGCGAGCCCUGGAGGAGACGAAGAGCUACACCACCCAGUCUCUGGCCAGCGUGGCGUACCUCAUCAACACGCUGGCCAACAAUGUGCUGCAGAUGCUGGACAUCCAGGCCUCGCAGCUCCGCCGCAUGGAAAGCUCCGUCAACCACAUUUCACAGACCGUUGACAUCCACAAAGAGAAGGUGGCGAGGCGGGAGAUCGGCAUCUUGACCACCAAUAAGAACACGACCCGCUCGCAUAAAAUAGUUGCACCGGCCAAUCCAGAGAGGCCGGUGCGCUUCAUCAGGAAGGCCAUCGACUACAACGUGCUGGACGACAUUGGACAUGGCGUGAAGUGGUUGUUGAGGUUCAAGGUCAAUGGCCAGCAGAACAUGAAACUAGGUUUGAGCCUGUCCCGGUCCAACCCCCCCACCCAGAAACCGCCCAGCCCUCCGAGGGCAGGAAAGGGCAUCCUAGGGAAGAACUCCCCCUAUAGGACACUGGAGCCGGUGCGCCCCCCAGUGGUGCCCAACGAUUAUGUCUCCAGUCCCACCAGAAACAAUGUGGCCGUGGGACAGGCUCCGAGUCCGGCCCGCACUGCUACCCUGCACCAUCGACCCCGAACAUACAGUGGUAGCAGUGGGGGCAGCCAUCCCAGCAGCAGCAGUCGGAGCAGCAGCAGGGAGAACAGUGGCAGCGGCAGCGUGGGAAUUCCCAUCGCCGUGCCGACGCCGUCCCCGCCCUCCACAUUCCCAGUUUCUCCAACUGCUGGACCCGCUAGCUCUUCCUCCACUGCUCCUAACUCCUCUCCCUCCGCGUCCCCUACUCCUUCCUCCUUCUCCUCUUCUUCCUCCACCACAACCUUAACGCAACCCAACGCACCCUUAUUACCAAACUCAUCUACGCAACACACCGACUCCCCUCCUCAACCGAACCCACAAUGCAAUGCACCCGCCGACACGUCGCCGGCCUCUGACCCCGCCCCCAGCACCUCUGAUGUCCAAUCAGUUGUUUUUCCUGGAGAGCUGUCCCCUCUCCUUCCUCCUGCCCCUCCUCCUCCACUCUCCUCCUCUUCCUCCGCCUCAUCACCCACCGAAGGUCCCACCGUCCCUCAGUUCUUCAGCAUGAACCGGCCUCAGCCCCGACUGCAGGCUCAGCAGGUGGGGGGGUCCCUGCCAUACCGCCGCCCCCCCUCUGUGACAGGUCAGCCCAUAGUAAUGGAGAACCAGGUCAACGGCAAUCCUUACUACAACCAAAGCCCAGCCUCCCCCCCGCCCCCCUCCCUUCUCCAGUUCAGUCCUCAGCUUCCGCUGAUGGGUUUCGUUGCUCGAGUUCAGGAGUCCAUCUCCGACGUCUGCCCUCACCCAGCGGCCGAGAGCAAAUCUGGGGCCGAGGAGCCCCUCCUUUCUCCUCAGCCACUGGAGGACGGACAGCAAGAGGAGGACUCUGCAGUGGUGGAGUACUGCGACCCGUACGCCGAGGAAGACCCACCGUGGGCCCCCAGGAGCUACGAUGAGAAAGUGGUGGCCAUCUACGACUACGCAGCCGACAAGGAGGACGAGUUGUCGUUCCAGGAAGGAGCGAUCAUCUACGUCAUCAAGAAGAACGAGGACGGCUGGUACGAAGGCGUGAUGAACUCCACCACGGGCCUCUUCCCCGGAAACUAUGUGGAGUCCAUCAUGCACUACGCCGACUGAGGACCCACAGCAGCGUCGUUGUGUCCUCGUCUGUUCAGUCUGUUGGCCUCCGCGUUGCCUCGCUCCAGUUCAGCUUCCCGGUUCGGAACGAGAAGGGAAAAGCUUUUAUUUUAUUGUGACUUAUUCAGAUGAGAAUAAUCAGAAUCUGUGAGUGAGUAUGAGUACACACGCAUACAGUUCACAGUUCACAGUGUGAACUGUAUGAGAAACAGUUCCCACUGUUUUGUUCUGAUUUUCCGAGCAGCAUCUGUCUGGUUUUUCCCAAUUGGCCGGGCAUUUAGGGCUUUCUUAAUGCUGGUUCGAUUUGUGUACUAAUAAAGUAUUAAUAAGGUUGCUUGUUGGAGAACUGAGGGGCAUUUCAGGCAUGUUAAUGUUGUUAUUUGCCGUGAGUUUCACUCCAGAUGUGUUUGAUGUGAAGGAUCCAUUGUUGCUUUUCCUAUUCAGACGGUCAGAAAAGUUUUCCUUUUGAUCAACAAUAAUAAAAAGUUAGUUUUUUUGAAAUCACAAAAUCAUUAUUUAAUCCUUAAUCACAAGAGGCAUAGCCUGACUGCAAAUCUAAAAUUACCAAAAUAUAGCACGUCUGGUUACAUGAAGGUAACAUGUAGCAAUGAUUAUAAAGCGAUUUAACAAAUCAAGUGUUCAAAGGCGCUUUUAGAGUAAGACAUUACAGUCUUCUCACUGUUUAUUUAUUCCACUGAUGGAAGAAGCUCUGUAAACAUUAGUUUACACAGAGAAUUCAGAAUUUCUGUCUCCUCAACACCUCAACAUCACCUUUUUUCAAUCAUGGAAUGAUCAUUUUUAGUUUACAGGAAAACAAAUCAUUUAAUAUUCAGCCAAUAUUUUUUUGUGAUCAACAAAAUGUGUUGAUACUUUUGUUUGCGUGACUUCUCUGGGCUUCCGUAGUUUUGUCCUCCGCUACCCUCAUUCUACUUUUAGCACUAACAGUGUUUUUAAGUUUCGCCCUAACAACUCUCCAUCCUCCUUCCGCUUUUUAAAGUAAGCGAUCUUCUCCCUUUUUACCAUCAUCAUCAUCCUCAUUCACGUCGACCUGAACUGCUUCAGUCUUAAUAGUUAAGAAGAUCAUUUAGACGCUGCUGUUGCAACGGACCGCUUCACCCACGUACCGCCACGUAUUUUAUUUAUACUCCGCUUCCCUUUGAGCUUUGCCUUAACAAUUUACUUUUUCAAGAGCCUUACCUCCGUUCUUAUCUGUCAAUGAAUGAUUAAACUUAACCUGUUAUUGCUUGUAUUCAUAUUGAUCAACAUGGAGAGGAGGAGGUUCGCUCCACAGAACAAAUUGAAUUUUGACUUAUUUGAAGUGUGACUUCUGAGCUUUUUUCCCUCCUGGACCUGAACGACGCGCCUGCCGGAGAUUCUGGACCUGAAGUUCACGGCGUGGUUGCCUGCAUGCCUGAUAUAUAACGGACAUUUCUAAUCACAAUGACUUCAUAUUUGGAUUACUUUUCACCAACUUGCUUUAUUGUUUGAUCAGCUGGAGGUUGUGACGUUUUUGUUCAGUAGUGUUUAAAAAGAGCUAUUAAGUGUGUUUGGACUCCAGACUGACUCUCGAACAGAAGGUGGAUGUUGUCGUGCCAUAGGAGUGUGUGUGUGUGUGUGUGUGUGUGUGUGUGUGUGAGUGAGAGACAGAACCAAACCUUCCCUUGUGGACCGAAGUGACUAUGGACCUGAAACCGUGUCUUCUUCUUGUUCGGUGUUAUUAUAAGAGGCACAACAAGCAGAGAAGGCCAAUCUCUGAGAGCAAAGCAGAUAUUUUCAGCUACGUCUUAUUUUCCUGAAGAUGGAGUCUGUGUGCUCAGUAUGAAAAUGUUCACUACAUUCACUACUUCCUGUUUCUGGUGAACUGACCGGCGGCAUACAGCAGGAACACUAAGCAGCCAUGAGUGCUUCACAUUGAAUUAUUUAACUUUUUAGUGGUGUAAAUAAGCUUCCUGGUUCUUCUAUUUGUGUACAUUUCAGCGUUGUUAUCACACUGUAGACGUUAAUGACACAUUUCCUGCCAGACAGAAGUUUGUUGUUUUUCCAUUCCGAUUGAUCCGAGUCAGGUAACAUUCCGACAUUCGUUCAUAAGGUUUGGAUCAGACUCAUGACACUAUACAACUGAACGUAUUGGCAUAUUCUGAUUUGUUGCAUUUGGAUAAGUUUGUGGAUAUAUCCAUUUAAUAUAGAACUUUUAUUAAUUGUUUUAUCAGCAAAGAGCAGUUUAUUAAGUGUUGAAGUUGUAAUUAAACACUACAUGUGAGACCUUU